CUCCCGGGGAAGUGGGGCGCGACGGGACGGGCGGGGGGUGGUGGCAACAGUUCAGGGCACAUCCGCAACUCCUCUUCCCCGUACCGUCCUGAGUGGUGCUCAUUCCCGCCUCGUUCCCGGUUCCGCCCACACGAGGCGCCUCAGUCUGGGGGGCUGUAACGGUUUUAACAGUCGGGGCGCGCGGUCCGUGCGUGUGUGUGGGGGGGUUUAUGGGGCUCCCUCCCCUCCCCGAGACUUGAGGUGUUUUGGGUGGGGAGCGGGGGACGCUGAGCUGCCCCUGGCGCGGGUGGGCCGGUCAAGGGGUUGUCGCGUCGCGACCCCCAGCCGCGGGGGCUGAGGCGUGAGCUUGUGCGGCGCCGUGGGGAACGCGGUGCGUCCCGGGUGUCGGCGUGGGGAAGCGGCUGCGUGGAGGCGGGUGCCUGCCGUCCCGGCCGGGCUGCGGGCGGCGCCUGCGUUGGAUCCGCCCGUGGAAGCGGCCGGUUGCUUGCAGGAGCUGCUCCGCGGGGAUUUUCCUUCAGUCGCUCGGCGAUGGGGGCGUGAAACGUUAUUGUGGCGAGACGUACGCCUCACGGGGAUGAAUCCAGCUAACGCUUACCUGAAAGUGUGCUGGUUUGGGGUUUUUCUUUUUAAAAGCGGGUUUGAAGCUUUUUGGAUAGUCCUUGCUUUUUACAGCUUACCGUAAAGAACCCAAACCCAGGGGAGGCUAAAUUAAUUGAAAUAAUAACUCUUCUCCUGCUGCGAAGGUUUUGCGUGGCUGGGGUGUUUCUGUGCAAGGUUCUCCUGAGCAGGGUGAGCCAAAAGAGGUGUAACAGGCUGUACUGGUGUGGAGAACGCCUAUAUAUCCUGCCCCUCUUGCACUACAAAAACUAGGGGAAUAUUGAAUGUUGCUUUCCGGAGCGAAGCCCAAAACAAGAUUAGGGGGUUCAUCUGUCAGUAGGUAUUGUGGAAUUCCUCACCGAAGGAUGUGGAGGCAGAAUAAUUUCCAAGAGGUGCUCGAGAAGGAUUGGAGGAAAGAUCUGUUAAGGUUUACCAACAGGCAAACCACGUGAGGCCAAAGGAAUUCCCCAAACCAGAAAUAACUGGAGGCAGAGAGCUCUUGGCAGACCUGUAUGCACUGCACACACGUAUUUUUCCUGUGGCAUCUGUUUAUCCCGGCUUUGGGUGACCGUAGACCAACUGAACUUUUGGUCUGAGCAACUGUGGUUAUUCUUAUGUGCCUCCUAAAGUUUCCCAGAUAGAAUUUUCCAGCAUGUCUUCACUAACAGAAAAGGACCGACCAAUUGUUCAGCUGUUAUUGAACACUGGCACUUGCCCACGAUGUAUUUUAAGGUUCUGCUGUGUGGGAUCACAGACGCUUUAUAGAUAUCCAUAUGAGGAUUUGAUGAAGGAUUUAAAAGAAUUUCUGAAAAAUAAUCAAGAAAAGGAAGAUUCGGUUUGUUCUGAUGCAGUUGAUCCACCUUGUAAGAGAAUUAGACUUGGACACACAGAAGGGCCUGAUGAUCUGAACCACAAUGGAGGCCUUCAGCAGGUUCCUUCAGUUAACAGUGAAAAUACUGCAACGGAGAACUCAUCUGUGAAGGUUUGCAAUGUGUGUUUGGGAAUUCUUCAGGAGUUCUGCGAGGCUGACUUUGUUAAAAAGGUGUGCCAAAAGGUUAAUUCUGCUGACUACCAGUUCACUAGUUUCGUCUUUUCUGUGUCGCUACCCCCACAGCUGUCUGUUAGGGAGCGUGCUGCUUGGCUGCUGGUAAAACAGGAAAUGGGAAAUCUGGGCCUUUCCUUGGCAAAGGAUGACAUUGUUCAGCUGAAAGAAGCUUAUAAGUGGAUUAUUCACCCCCAAUUGUCAGAAGAGUUGGGUGUUCCUGCUGAUGGAAAGAGUUUGUUUGAAGUUAGCGUGGUCUUUGCUCACCCAGAAACAGAUGAAGAGUGCCAUUUCCUAGCCACAGCCUGUCCAGACUGUUUCAAACCAGCCAAGAACAAACAGACUGUUUUCACUAGAAUGGCAGUUAUAAAAGCCCUAGAGAAGAUAAAAGAAGAGGAUUUUCUCAAGCAUUUUCCAUGUCCCCCAAGUUCACCAAAGAACCUCUGCGUUGCUCUGGAAAUUCAGUGCAAUAAUGGUGCAGUUUUUGUGGCUGGAAGAUAUAACAAAUAUUCAAGGAAUUUACCUCAGACUCCCUGGAUUAUUGAUGGCGAGCGGAAGCUGGAAUCUUCAGUGGAAGAACUGAUUUCAGAGCAUCUAAUGGCAGAAUUCAAAGCAGAUAGCUUUAAUUUUUCUUCCUCUGGAAGAGAAGAUGUGGAUGUAAGAACACUAGGCAAUGGAAGGCCCUUUGCAAUUGAGCUUGUGAAUCCUCGUAGAAUACAUUUUACUGCUGAGAAAAUGAAGGGACUUCAGCAGACAAUUAAUAACUCUUCAGACAAAAUACAGGUUCGAGAUUUACAGCUUGUCACCAGAGAGGCAAUUGGUCGUAUGAAGGAAGGUGAAGAGGAAAAAACAAAGACCUAUAGUGCCUUAAUUUGGACAGACAAAGCAAUACAGAAAGAAGACAUUGCAUUUCUGGAUGAUAUCAAGGAAUUAAAACUUGACCAGAAGACACCUCUCCGGGUCCUGCACAGAAGGCCUCUAGCCGUAAGAUGCCGGAUCAUUCACACCAUGAAAUCUGAGUACAUAGAUGAGCAUCAUUUUCGCCUGCAUCUGAAGACUCAAGCAGGAACCUACAUUAAAGAAUUUGUGCAUGGAGACUUUGGAAGAACAAAGCCCAAUAUUGGCUCCCUGCUGAACAGAACCGCCGACAUUCUGGAGUUGGAUGUAGAAUCUGUUGAUGUUGACUGGCCUCCAAGCCUGGAUAAUUAACUUUUCAAGUUGGGACGAGGAAGAAGCAGCAACUCUGUCAGCAGCUGGUUACCAAACACUGCAUAGUAUUACAGCUUGGUUGCAAAGUAUUUCUGUUAAAUAUUUGGAUCAUGUUGAUCUGCCAAAGGAUACUGGUUUUUGAAUCAACUUUAAACACUCUGGAAGAGGUAGUGUUCAUUCAGUCUCUAGCCUUAUUUUAAUUUCUUCUGUGCAUAAAAAGAUUUUGGUAAGCCAAAAAAGAGAGUAAGUUUUUUUUAAAAAACAAGAGAUAGAUAAAUGGUGUAACAUGUGCAAAUGGUGCACUAAGCAAGUACAUCAAAUAUGCUUUCUGUAGUACUUUAAAAUGUUUCAAGUAAAAAUAACGCUCCCUCAAGCCAGAUUUUUUUUUUUAACUCCUUUUGUAGUGGAUGCUGCAGCUUUCCUGUCUGGAUGCAGGUAGCUCUGAGUUACCUAAAACCCAGCCCUGACUUUUUUCUGAGCACUGCUCAUGCAGGAGUAUUUCCCAAAAGUCAGGGAGACUCUGAAAGCAGUAGGAUAGUGUCUGGAACGAGGCGGCGCUCUGCUCUCUGCUGACCGCUUCUCGGUCAGCGUUGGUUUUGGAGACGGGCAAAGUUGUCUCCCAGACAAAGUACUUCUCAAAGGGAAAAAACAGUUUUUAGAGGAAAACUUUGCACUUAAACCCAAGGUUUUUCUCACUUAAAAACAUCAGUGAUGCUUCCUAGAAACACCAGUUGAGGUACUUGAGGCCUCAGCAGGUCUCUGGCCUGGUUAGAGUCCUCUUCAGGCGUAGGAUUUCCCCAGCUGAGUCACCGUAUAGAAAAAGAUUGGCAACUCCUGGCAGUGGUGCCCGAUGGAAAUGUAAAGAAAAAAAGGAAUACCAAGAACCUCAAAGCGUAGGCAAAUACAAAAUGUACCAAAGAAUGUUGGUAUUGAAAGACCAAGGCAGAGAUAAAAAACUUUGGUUUGUAGCAUAAUACAUUUUUUUCUGGUACCUGGCCUUGGCUAGAUGCCUGGAAGAGUUGAACAUGGCCCAGGAACUUGCCUGGAAUAGGGAGGACCUGAGUUUUUCUCUUUACUUGUCUGAUUUUAAAUGUUUUAUACAAAGCACCCCCUCUGUCUUUAGGAAGAGCCACUUCAAUGCCUGUAUCAUGUUAAUCCAUCAGGAAGAUGCUUCUGCUUGCCUGAAGUACAGAAGAGAGUUAAACUAACUGACAAGAAAUUAAGGUUUGGAAUUUAAGGGCUCUUCGUUAAUUAACAUUUCAGAAAUAAAGAGGGUAAAAUAUUUGCCAAGACAAACCACUGAGGACAGGGAGGAUUACUGAGACAUCUUACCUCCAGUGCGGUGGGGCCAGGACCUCAUCAUAGAACACCUGCACGAUAACUUUAGCUGAAGGCUCAAAGCAUCAUUAAUAAAUACAUUUUCAAGGAGAUCCUAAAAACCGAUCUUGAAAAAUUAGUUUAAAUAUUAUACACUCUGCCUGUGACGGGCUGUCAAAACUUGUCUCUCGUUCUUUGUUUUCCUAGUCCAAUGUAGCACAUGUAUAGCAGUAGUUCAGGAGCUUCGGUUGUUCUAACACAAAAAUAAUGGGAACAUGAUUCAGACAGGAGCAUUUCUCUGUUUUUCAUCUUAAAGCUGUUAUGAGCAACAGAUUCCAGGAGUAGUUGUCUCAGAUAAUAAUCUGUACCCAGAAAGGAAGUGUCAUGAAUGAUGGAAAACUCAAGAAACUGAAUUCAGAAAACAAACAAAAGAGAAUUUCAGUCUCAUAUCUUUGUGAUUUCUUGACACUCAAAGUGAGCUAGAACAUGAUUUAUAAAUUCCAUAAACUACAGGGGGAAAAAAAUGUCAACAGGGCUGCACUGUGGACACGGCCGCCAGGAGCAGAGCCGCUGGGCAGCGUGGGGACACCCGAGGCGCCCGGCCGCAGCCCGGUACCCGGCCACACUGAGAAUCGAAGUGCAGAUAAAAACAAGGUGCUAAAGAUUACGGGGGGGAGGGUUGUCUGAUCUCUUCUCCCUACAGUGUAGAGAGGCCCGCCAAAAAUUCCCAGAUUGGUUCUUUUUAUGAUAAAUUUGAAGGAUCCAAAUGGGGGGGGGGAGGGGUAAAGCUGAUGGUGCAAAUAUCUCUACAGGUCUUUAGAUAGUUAUUGUUUAUUGAUCAUGUGAAAAUAUGAAAAUGAGAGAUGCAAUCUAGCUUUUUGAACUUUGUUUAAAGUCUGCAGUUUCCAUUAUGAGGUAAACACUUUGAACUAUCAUCAUCCGGAACAAAUAUCGCAGCAACGAUAUUGAUGUUUUACUUUGGGCUUCAUCUUUUUUUAAAAGUAAAAUACCUACUUGUGGGUACUUAAAUAGGAUGGUUUGUGAGAAUAAGAUUUAAUCUUGUUCAUUAGGCAUGUGUGAAAGAGGUAGGUAUUUUCUAGCACAUUAUGUAAAAAAUAAUAAAAAAGGCAGGUGGGUAUUCUUAGCACCAUCCUCCUUUGCACUGGGAGGACUCUUAAAAUAAAGCCGCUGUAUUUCCCCAAAUAAGUGGGGAUCUAUAAUGUCCCUUCCUACUUUUUUUUUUUUUUUGCAUCAGUUUAACUGGAGAAGGCUGUACCAGUCACACAGCUCCAGCUGGGCAUGAAAGCAUCUGUCCUCUCUGCCACAAAAACCUGCCGAGUGCAGAUGAACCCCUCGUACACACGUUGCUUUAGGUUGGGUGGUGGCCAACCGUACCUGUGAGUAGCAAAUACUCUAAAAAACCCCAGGAUGAGCAACCCCUGAUCUCCUUUCCGCCACUUCUCUGGCUUUCUUACAGUGAGGGAUGUCAUGAAUCUGAGAAGGUUGCAGAAGCCGAGUACUUAGUAUAACCAGUUUUUUAAUUACCAAACCAAUUUGUUUACAAAGGAAAAAAGAACUUUAACAAUAUUUAAUUAAACAAUAAAAACAAAUUGUACUAUAACGAGCUUUCUAUGAAGUGAGUAAAAUGUUUACAUUUAAUAUAGUUAAAAUUGAGAACUUCAGAAAAAAAAAAAAAAAACAAACCUGAA
Molecule: messenger RNA, 5874 nt
Organism: Tyto alba (common barn owl)
Lineage: Eukaryota; Metazoa; Chordata; Aves; Strigiformes; Tytonidae
Gene: PUS10
Product: pseudouridine synthase 10
Exons: 18
Coding region: 1250-2848 (532 amino acids)
Biological process (GO): tRNA pseudouridine synthesis
Molecular function (GO): pseudouridine synthase activity; RNA binding
Source: RefSeq, a predicted model, not a curated record